Cololabis saira (Pacific saury) is the source of this 4844-nucleotide messenger RNA. It is a transcript of the gene tns3.2, whose product is annotated as tensin 3, tandem duplicate 2. Gene Ontology annotation, molecular function: protein binding; phosphatase activity. The transcript has 29 exons. Gene Ontology annotation, biological process: dephosphorylation. The coding region runs from base 162 to 4064 and encodes 1300 amino acids. Lineage: Eukaryota; Metazoa; Chordata; Actinopteri; Beloniformes; Belonidae. The record is from RefSeq and is a predicted model, not a curated record.
AGCUCUCCUUCCCGUCCUCGUCCUCCUCCCACCAACUGUCAAGUCUCCACCUCGUACUUCUACAGAAGUCACACACAGACGUUCACUCUUCUGGCUCCGCGGAGCUGGGAAUCUAACAUCCUGUUUCCUGCAAACUAAGGCAUCAAUGCAACUGAGGCAACAUGGACGAACUGCGGCAAAUUGACCUGACUUACAUCACGGAGCGGAUCAUCACCGUACUCUGUCCUCCCAGCGGCCCGGAGGACGUCUACCUGCAGAACCUGAAGGAGAUCGUUCAGAUGCUGCAGUCCAAGCAUGGACACAACUACAUGCUCAUCAACCUCUCCCAGAAACACGAUGCUCUGAGCCGAAUGAACCACAAGGUUUUAGACACGGGGUGGCUGGAUCGCUUGGCCCCCAGCUUGGAUCAAAUCUUCUACGUGUGCACGACGAUGGAGAACUGGUUGCAGUCUAACCCGAAGCACAUGCUGGUGUUACACUGCAGGGGAGGUAAAGGCCGGCUCGGAGUCUUAGUGGCAUCUUACAUCCACUUCAGCAACAUUUCGGCCAGUGCAGACCUCUCUCUCGACCAUUUCGCCAUGAGGAAGUUCUACACCGACAAGCUGUCCUCCCUGAUGACGCCGUCGCAGAAACGGUAUGUGUGGAUGCUGGGCAGCAUGUUGAAACGAGGACUGAGGAUGUCUCCCUCUCCGUCGUUCCUCCUCUGUGUCGUUCUUCACGGUCUCCCCAAACUGAGACCAGAUGGAGGGUGCUGCCUCUUCCUGAGGGUCUACCAGAACAUGCAAGCUGUUUACACGUCACCAGUCUACUGUGCCAACGCCGCUCAGACAGACCGACUCUACUUCGUGCUGAAGCCAGCUCAGCUGCUCAAAGGCGACAUCAUGGUGGUUUGUUACCAUAAAAUCCUGGGCUCGGGCAGCCGGCAGGUCGUGCUGCGUCUGCAGCUGCACUCGGGCCUCGUGGUCGGACACUCCCUCUCGUUCUCCAAGGCGGACCUUGACUGCGCCAGCGAAGAUCCCUCGUUCCCAGACGAUGGAAAGCUGGAGCUGCUGUUCUCCGAGAGCCCUGAGAAGAUAACAGGCAGGGAGCUGUGGCACAACGGCUUCUUCGUGACGGUGGACUACGACACCUCGGAGCCGCUGGUCCGGCGGGAUUCCUACCAGGAUCUGUCUCAGGAUCCGUCUCAGGAUCCGUCUCAGCAUCCGUCUCAGCACCAAACAGCAGCCUCAGAGGCGGAGAGGACGGCGGUGGGACCGGGAGCCGGGAGAGAAGCUGCUCAUCCUCCUCUCUCUCUCUCUCUUUCUCUCUUUCCUUCUGCUCGUCAUCUGUUUCUCUUUUCCUCUCUUCCCCCCCGACUCCCGAGGGAAGCUUCGGCACGGCAUCCUGUUUCUCCAGUGAAAGUUUCAGCUGCUGGAAAAGUAAGCUGUUGUGUUGUUCAGCUGACGGGUGAUGAUGUUCCUCCUGCCCGCCGUCCGUCCGUCCGUCCAUCGCCGAGCGAGCUGGGAGGUUUACGCACGUCUGGACCUGGAGAUGGAAGUGUGUACGCCCGAGUGAGGAAGAGGAGCAGUGAGGAAGGAGCGUCCUCCCCCAGCAGCGACUCGGGCCUGUCGGUGGCCUCGCAGGGCCGGACCACCGCCGGGCAGAGGGCGGGGGCCGCGCCGGACCAGAGCCCCCAGGAGAGGAUCCCCGGGGUGGACCUGGAUCCUCCUCCGGGGGUCAUGACUGACCUGGCUCCGCCCGCCGGAGGGGAGAUGGCCGGACUGCAUCAGCGCGGCGUCAACGGCGAGAGGGAGACGGACAUCCUGGACGACGAGGACGACACGGGUCCGUCCAGCAGCGGCUGCUCGCUCUCCUCCGAGAACCUCCCUGAGGCUCAGAGGUCGGAGCACACGGAGUACUCCACCCACUCCUGGGUGCGUCACCAGCAGACGGUGGAUGUCAGGGACGGAGAGAGCAGGCCGGCCGGGAAACGGAGGCCGCCGCCGCUGGUCGUUCCUGACACGCCGCCUCGAGGACUCAGCAGCAGGGCGGCGGUGCAGAGAGCCCCGGGGGAUGAACACGACGUCACAGAUAACUCCUCGUCCUGUCAGGAGGAGGAGCUGGCGUCGCUGGCUACGGACAUCGACGAGUCCCUGGAGCAGCUGAACCAGAUCAUCCUGGAUCUGGACCCGACUUUUAUCCCCGUCCCGACCCGCUGUUCCCCGCUGUCGCGCACCGCCUCCCUGCAGGCCAACGGCUUCAGCCACAAAGGGAGUCCCCACCUGCCAGACUGGAAGCAGCACCAGCAGGUCAGCGAUGACUACGCCGGUCCCCGGAGCCCGGGACAAGGCGGCCGACCCCCGAGGGCCGGAGGCUCCCCGGCGUCUCCACAGCAUGGGCUUCUCACCAAGACCAACAGCGUGGACCAUUACAGCCAAGUCCACGCCUCACGCAUCGUCCUCUCUACCCCAGCCUUCCCAGUGUCUCCCCCGACGCCCUACGUGAAAAACUUCUCUGAGCUUUCCGGGCUCAGGACAGGGGGGCAGUGGGACCAGAGCUGGACACAAGAUUCCCGCGGUUUCCUGGAUGGCAUGAACCACGCCGGCGGCUCCGCGGACGGAGAUCUGUUCAGAUCGGAGGUUCCCGCCACUCCGGCCUCCUGUCAGAGGAUCUUCGGCUCCAUGUGCUCGGUGUCGUCCGGCAGCCCGCUCCCACACACAGAUAGCUCCACUCCUCCUCCCGUUUGGCACGACAGGACCCCAAACUCCCAGAACUCCCCGUACCCCCCCCAGCCCUCGCCCCCGUUCCCCCCCAGGACUCCCAAUGCCCACAGUUCUCCGCGAGACCCUGUGAAGGGCCUGGGGGGCCUGGGGGGCCUGGGCGGGAGCCCCGGGGUCCGCCGGGGGACCGACGCCACUGACUUCUCCUCGUUGCUGGGGAACGGCGACCUGGAGCACAGCCUGCUGGAGGCCAUGGAGGGCCUGGGGAGCCUGAACCUGGGGCUGGACGGGAGGCUGGACCUGGGGGUCGCCCCGCUGCUGCCUGAGAAGAGACGGGUGAUGGAGGGGGGGGACGUCGGCUCGCGCUCCCCCUCCUUGAGCGGCUUCUCCAGCCCUUACAGCGGCAGCAGCAUCAGCAUCCCCUUCUCGUCCUCGCUGUCCCUCGACCCGCUCCGAGGACUCAGCGGCGCCUCGUCGCCCGGAGCAGACUCUGGCAGCAAGCAGGACACUGUGAAGUUUGUUCAAGACACCUCCAAGUUCUGGUACAAGCCCGACAUUUCCAGAGACCAGGCCAUCGCCGUGCUGAAGGACAAGGAGCCGGGCGCCUUCGUCGUCAGAGACAGCCACUCCUUCCGCGGGGCGUACGGCCUGGCCAUGAAGGUGGCCACGCCCCCGCCGUCCGUGGUGCAGCAGAGCAAAAAAGUGGGAGAUCUGUCCAACGAGCUGGUGAGACACUUCCUGAUCGAGUGCACGCAGAAGGGCGUCCGACUGAAGGGAUGCCCCAACGAGCCGUACUUCGGAAGUCUGACGGCUCUGGUGUGCCAGCACUCCAUCACGCCUCUGGCUCUGCCCUGUAAACUCAUCCUGCCUGACCGAGAUCCGACGGAGGAGCUGAGCGACUCGUCGCCGCAGACUUCCACCAACUCGGCGGCCGACCUCCUCAAGCAGGGAGCAGCGUGCAACGUGUGGUUCCUGGGCUCUGUGGAGCUGGAGUCCCUGACGGGCCACCAGGCCGUCCAGAAGGCCGCCACGCUGACGCUGUCGGCCGACCCGCCGCCGGCCUCCACCGUCGUCCACUUCAAGGUGUCGGCUCAGGGGAUCACGCUCACCGACAACCAGAGGAAGUUGUUCUUCAGGAGACAUUACGCCGUUAACACGGUCAUAUUCUGCUCUCUGGACCCGAAGGAGAGGAAGUGGACGAGAGACAGUGGCUCCACUGCAAAGAUCUUUGGAUUCGUCGCCAGAAAAUCUCAGAGUGACACUGAAAAUGUGUGCCAUCUUUUUGCCGAGCACGACCCCGAGCAGCCAGCAAGCGCCAUCGUCAACUUCGUCUCAAAGGUCAUGAUUGGGUCGCACAAGAAGUGAAGAGACGAGGACGAGGACGAAGACGAAGACGAAGACGGGCACUGCAGCUUAAAGAACCUGGACCAGGGAUCAAAUCCCUCAAUGCCUCAAAUAAAAACACUUAAAUGUGGAGGAAUAAAAGAGAAAUCCCUUCAUGCGGUGAACUCUGUUUUGGCUGCAGUGCCGGAUCCUGCCGCUAGAGGGAGCCAAGACUGAUAUUGAGAUCAGCAGGAAACUGAAACCUGUGGAGUUUUGUUUUUCUUUCUGUUCAUUUAAAGGAAAACUUAAAAACCCACAAACCUUCUCACAUAAAAGAAAGAAGUUUUUUUUUUGGUCACAUUUCUUUGUUCUUAUCCACAGGGACUUUAUAACACCUUUAUUGCUAACUGAAGGAACAUUCAGUAUUUUGCAAAUGAACAGAUUUAUUUGUAAUUACCAUUAUUAAGACCAGUUUUUAUUGGUUACAGUGAGUUAAUCUGGUUCCGGCACCAGAAUCAACAGGCAACACUGUUAUACUACAGCAAAGUCAGUACAACUUUGAGACGAUAAAGAGGUCGCCCCGUAUUUAAGAUGGAAUUAUCAAGUAUUGCAAUAUUUCUUUACUGAUGAGUAAACGUCUCUUUUUCCAAAAUAUACAAGCCAUAUAUUUUUGUAUAUUAACAGAUAAAAGGAAAUGCAUGUUGUUAUGGAAGAAAAUGAUGAACUUUCAGAUAACAGCUUCUGCAUCUUUAUCAUUAUAUUUACUUGUUUUGCUAAUGUGAUGUCAAUAUGUUCUUUACCAUAAAUACAGAUUUGUGUACA